This is a messenger RNA of Dalotia coriaria, 1232 nucleotides long. It is a transcript of the gene Adat1, whose product is annotated as Adenosine deaminase, tRNA-specific 1. The record is from RefSeq and is a predicted model, not a curated record. The transcript has 2 exons. Lineage: Eukaryota; Metazoa; Arthropoda; Insecta; Coleoptera; Staphylinidae. Gene Ontology annotation, biological process: tRNA processing. The coding region runs from base 1 to 1212 and encodes 403 amino acids. Gene Ontology annotation, molecular function: tRNA-specific adenosine deaminase activity; RNA binding.
AUGUUUGCUGAUAAUGUUGCAAAAGUUUCAUUAGAUUUAUACAACAGUUUAAAGAAAACCGGUAAGCCAACCAUAAGUGAAUGGACUGUCAUAGCCGCAAUUUUAGUAGAAAGCAAUAAUAAGUUGGAAGUAGUUGCAAUGGGCACAGGAACAAAAUGUAUUGGUAAAUCACAAAUGUCGCCGGAUGGAGUUAUACUUAACGAUUCACACGCGGAAGUUGUGUGUCGUCGUGCAUUUAUUAGAUUUUUAUAUCACGAAAUGUUAAAAGAACAGAGUGAUAUUUUAGAGAGAGAAAACGGUAAAUUGUUCCAACUUGCAAAGGGUUUAAAAUUCCAUAUGUAUUCAAGUUUAAUGCCAUGUGGCGAUGCUUCGAUUUUUCCUAAAAACGACUAUAAACAAGAUAUAUCUGAUUAUGGAAUGGUCGUAGAGUCAACACCUAACAAUCUUUCCACUGUCAAAAACACAGAUAAUGGCGAAAAUGCAGCCAAGAGAAUAAAAUUAGAUAUUCACCGAACAGGUGCAAAAUGUCUACCACAUGAUGACAAAGUGGAUGAAAGACAAUCUGGAAGUGCAUAUCACGUACUAGGUGCAGUGAGAACCAAACCAGGACGCGGAGAUCCAACUCUAUCAGCCUCCUGCAGUGAUAAACUAGCCAAGUGGAUCCACAUGGGAGUUCAAGGCAGUUUCUUGAGUUUACUUUUGAAGGAACCCAUUUAUUUGUCGAGUAUUACAAUCGGCCACGAAAAUUUCUCUAAAGAAUCAUUUGAAAGAGCAUUAUACAAACGAUUUGAUGAUAAUCAAGGCAAAUGUGAAACUGAGAAAAAGUAUACACUGCAUAUUCCAGAUUUAUUUCUAUCUACACUGCGGAACUUUGACGCACAAAAAUGUGAAACUAAACAACCGGCUCCCGCCAGUAUAAUAUACAUCAAGAAUAGUAAACCGGAAGUGGCAGUGGAUGGUUUUAAACAAGGUGUCACAAAGAAAAAUCGGUUUACGUCGAGUGGUAGACUGCAAAUUUGCAAGUUGGAACUGUUGAAAUGUUUUUUUAAAGUUGCAAGCAAAUUGAAUUUAAAUAUUGAUUCUAAACUAUCCUAUAGUGCCUUAAAACAUUCCACGGAAUAUUCGAAAUCAUGGAGGGAAUUACAAAAAGGUAAAUUCAAAGUGUGGCCACAAAAACUGUCGACGUUUGAAAAUUUUGUAACUGUCGAAUAAAGUUUAUUUUAUUAUUACAA